AGGCGCGUGCGCGGAUCACGUGGGUAGCGGACCUGCGGUGGAGUCCGGGGCGGCGGCCGCGCGGGCAGCUGGCGGGACGGGCUUCGGACACCGCGCCUCUCGCUGCAGGUCACCAUGGCUGCUGUCGACAGCUUCUACCUCUUGUACAGGGAAAUCGCCAGGUCUUGCAGUUGCUACAUGGAGGCACUGGCCUUGGUGGGGGCCUGGUACACAGCUCGGAAGAGCAUCACAGUCAUCUGUGACUUCUACAGCCUGGUCAGGCUGCACUUCAUCCCUCGCCUGGGGAGCAGGCCCGACCUGAUCAAGCAGUAUGGAAGAUGGGCGGUCAUCAGUGGGGCCACAGAUGGCAUCGGGAAGGCCUAUGCUGAGGAGUUAGCGAGCCAUGGACUCAACAUCGUCCUGAUCAGCCAGGAAGAGGAGAAGCUGCAGGCCGAGGCCAAGCACAUCACUGACACCUACAGGGUGGAGACACUUAUCCUGGUGGCGGACUUUAGCAGAGGCCGGGAGAUUUAUGCUCCAAUCCGAGAAGCCCUGAGAGACAGAGACAUUGGCAUCCUGGUGAAUGACGUGGGUGCAUUCUACCCCUAUCCUCAGUAUUUCGGCCAGGUUCCCGAGGACACGCUCUGGGACAUUGUGAAUGUGAACAUUGCAGCUGCGAGCGUGAUGGUGCACAUAGUGCUUCCGGGGAUGGUGGAGAGAAAGAAGGGCGCCAUUGUCACUGUGUCUUCUGGCUCCUGCUGCAAGCCCACCCCACAGCUGGCUGCCUUUUCUGCGUCCAAGGCAUAUCUGGACCACUUCAGCCGAGCCUUGCAGUAUGAGUACUCCUCUAAAGGGAUCUUCGUGCAGAGUCUCAUCCCCUUCUACGUGACCAGCAGUGUGACGUCUCCUGGCAGCUUCCUGCACAGAUGCCCAUGGCUGGCGCCGUCGCCGAGAGUGUAUGCACAGCAUGCCGUGUCGACCCUGGGCAUUUCAAAAAGGACCACGGGCUACUGGUCCCAUUCUAUUCAGUUCCUCUUCGCACAGUAUAUGCCUGAGUGGCUCUGGGUGUGGGGUGCAAACCUCCUCAACCGCUCCCUACGGAAAGAGGCCUUAUCCUGCCAAGCCUGAACCGGGAAGCUCGGAGACGCCUGGCCAAGCCACAGUCAUCCACGGUAUUCUGGCAUUUGGAAGAGCACACCGCUUCACCUGUGUAUCGUCUCGUACCGAGUACCUAGUGCAUUGCCAUCCUUCAUGAGUCUGUGAGACAACCUCAGGGACCACAGGGGUGGCCCAGGGCACAUGGCCACGAAGCCUGAGAGCAGAAAGGGAUGCUUCCCCAACACUUAGAGCGUGACUGGCUCGCUCCUGGAACGCCUUGUGUUGGUCUUAUUUUUUCUUUUUUUGAGAAGCCACCUGUUUUCCUUUUAUAGGUGAUUGAUUAUAGUAUUGGCUAUCAAAAUGUUCAUCGUGCUGGGUGUGGUGGCUCAUGCCUUUAAUUCCAGCACUUGGGAGGUUGAGACAGAUGGAUCUCUAUGAGUCGCCUGGGCUUCAUAGUUCCAGGACUGCCAGGGAUAUGUAGUGAAACCUACCUUUAAAAAAAAAAUAAUAACAUUCAUCAGGAAGACAACGGAAAAGUGUUAUUUUCACACUGUGAACUGUGAGUGCAGGUGGUGUUAACAGUAGCCGUGUGUCACACCACAUAGCUCCGUGAGGGGUGUCUGUGUGUACACACUGCCUUUUGCUAAGGUCCCCGUAGAACCAAGUGUGUGCCGUGUGUUGGAGCAAAGCUAUUGAUGAAUCUUUGCUAGAGACUUUGUCAAGACAAGGCAAUGGGGAACCUUCCCAUAGUAAAUGUCUGAAGCCUCUCCGGCUCUACCGCGUGCACUUGCCGUGUCCAACGCUGCUUUCUCUCAGUGGUUUUUGUCUUUCCAACUCUGUGUAGGUGGGUUUUGUUCCUAGACCGGGACACAUAACAGGUUGUCUUUUGAUGUCGGAGGUAAUUGUUGUGGCUACGUGGUGACUCCUCCGUAUGUCCAUGUUCUAACUGACCCCCUUCAGGUCUUGUUAGAGCUGGCUUUCUUACACUUUUCUAUGUAAUCCACUUUCACCCCAGGAGCACUGUCGAUAAAAUCAUCAAGUGUUUGUGGAAUAGUGGUUAAGAUAUGGGCAACAUUUGUGUGUGGUACAAGGUAGUUGUUGAAGUGAUGUUAGAAACUCAUUUUUAGCCUGUGUAAUGAAUGUGUACAUUAUAGGCAAUGCUUUUAUUAGCGUGAAGAUCCUUUACGUAAGUCCUACAAUAUGAGUGCACACUGAAACUUAGUGUCUUUAAUUGGGUCUUAUAAAGCCAACCUCUUGGAAGGGUCUCACUCCUGGCACUCGGAACCUGGAAGUUAUGGCAGCUUGUGCAGAGUGGAGGAUGUGGCACUUACCCUUGCGGUGCUGCUUCUGUGCUGCUACUGUGCCUAGGAAGUGAAAAUGGGUGGCAGGCUGGGACUGUGUGGAGUUGCUUUAGUGAUAUCCCAUUACCUAUGGGCCCAGGACAUCAGAUGUGGCAUUUUCAGUGUGACUCGGAUCUAGAAGAUCAGUGUCUUCAUGUCCUCAGUUAUGUCUUCAAAACAUGUGCAGAACACCAUGCUUGGAGACAGUGGAGGAGGAGCGUCGGUGGAGACGGAGCAUCAGUGGAGACAUCUGUCUUACUGCCGAGAACCCGGGCAGAUAUGUGCUAGGCAGCAGCACCUCCAUAUGAAGCAUGAUCACGCAUGGUCCCAGUGGUGGGGAGGAAGGCAGGAGACUCGGGUUCAAGGCCAGCAUGGGCUGAAUAGUGAAACUCUGGUUCAGGAAACAGAAACAAUAGCAGAGACACACUGUCUGUUCUGGGUAAGGUCCUGUGGUCCGGUAUUCAGACUUGUCGGUCAAGUGCAGAGUGAUAAAUAAAAAAGGGCCUUGAGAGAUGACUCGGCAGUUAAGAUGAGGAGGGGUCAGCGCUGUCAGUGAUGUUCCCUCGGCGGGACUCAGCUAGAACCCGAUCGUGCACAGACUCAGAGUACAGUGACCCACAAUGGACAUGGUUCUUACCAAGGAAGGAGGAACUCUGAACCUUUGUAACUCAUCCUGUGAAUUGGAAUGUAACAAUAAAAGCAUCACUGUCUCCUUUA
This is a messenger RNA of Arvicanthis niloticus (Nile rat), 3134 nucleotides long. It is a transcript of the gene Hsdl1, whose product is annotated as hydroxysteroid dehydrogenase like 1. Gene Ontology annotation, cellular component: mitochondrion. NCBI's taxonomy places the organism in Eukaryota, Metazoa, Chordata, Mammalia, Rodentia, Muridae. The record is from RefSeq and is a predicted model, not a curated record.